UCGCAGACGGAUUCGGUAGACUCUAUCCAAUCUGCCGCUCCGGCCGAUCCAGUUCUGCCGCCCUUACAAAACCCCAUUCCUGACAAGAGCGACUUGCACAACUUUGAGCUGAAUAAUGUGGAUGACCCUAACUCCUGGGAUGUGCUCAAGCCCAGACCGAGUGCGGAGGACCAGGCUACCCAGGUCUAUUCGCUAGAAAGACGUGCCGAGCAAUUGUACAGCGCCGAACAUCUCCGCUUGAUAUUCGAGGAUCCCAAGCUUCUCACCAAAUUCUCUGCGUUCUUGCGCAAGUAUCGACCGUGGAGAGUGCCCAUUUUGCAGUACUACUGGAAUGCAACCAAAGCGAUCCGAGCGAUCGAAUACGCAAAUGCAAUCGUUGAAUCUUUAUCGGAAAAAGCGGCGCCGCAUACCAGUACUGCUCAUCCACCUGGAUCAACACCCCACUCUAAGCUGUACGCUGCCGCCAAGGAAGCUUUUGACGAAUUGCUCAGGGAUGAUCUGCACUAUUUCAUUGCUCAAGCAUACAUUCAGAUUGUCAGCGUUGUUAUUCGCAGUCGCAUCACGGGGACAUUGGCUGCACAUCUGCAGGAGGCAUCCAAUGGGCUGGCCGAGAUCUUCUGCAUUACUGACCCAAGCCGGCCCGAUAAUCCCAUCAUAUUGAUUUCGGAGCAGUUCACUCGCCUGUCAGGAUACAACUCGCAAUACAUUCUUGGUCGCAAUUGCCGAUUCCUCCAAGGGCCUGGGACGACAAUCGACUCCAGACGAAGAAUUGCCAUUUCAUGUCAGGAGGCCAAGGACCAUACGGAGAUCCUGGUCAACUAUCGGCGGGAUGGAAGCCCAUUCUUGUGUCUUGUGAUGAUUGCGCCCUUGCUUGAUAGUCGCGGCAAUGUGCGCUACUUCCUGGGUGCUCAAGUCGACAUCUCGGGGCUGUUGAAAAAUUGCAGCGGCGUCGAAAGUCUAGCCCAGCUGGUAGAGCAACAGUCGCAGAAGCAUGCCAACUCGGCACAUGAUGAUGUCCGAAAGAAAGCGGACCCUCUACAAAACGUCAAAUCACUGAGUGAAAUGUUCAACGCCGCUGAGCUCGACAUUGUUCGCAAGCAUGGCGGUGCGCUUUCCAAGGUGCUCAUCAGUACGAGCUCCGACGAGUCAGACGACGAGAUCGAGAGCGGCAGUUCGAUGAACGAUCCAGCUGCCGGAUUGAUGCUCAAAGACGGCACAGCAGGCUUUCUGAGUGGCAUCUAUAAACAUUAUCUUCUCCUGCGUCCAGCGCCACCGCUUCGGAUCCUGUUCGCUUCCCCAACGUUGCGUGUGCCGGGCAUAUUGCAGUCGCCGUUUCUCAAUCGCAUCGGCGGCUCAACACGGAUGCGAGCAGACUUGCAGAACGCAUUUCAAGACGGCAAGGCUGUUACGGCUCGGGUGAAAUGGCUCGCAGUACCCAACGCUAACGGCGAAGGGGUCGGCACGACUCGAUGGGUACAUUGCACUCCGCUCAGCCAUGUCAGCGGUGGCAUCGGGUUGUGGAUGGUUGUGCUCGUGCGGCCGGAU
This is a messenger RNA of Pseudocercospora fijiensis CIRAD86, 1545 nucleotides long. RefSeq lists its product as uncharacterized. The annotation marks the transcript as partial. Gene Ontology annotation, cellular component: nucleus. The record is from RefSeq and is a predicted model, not a curated record. NCBI's taxonomy places the organism in Eukaryota, Fungi, Ascomycota, Dothideomycetes, Mycosphaerellales, Mycosphaerellaceae. The transcript has 4 exons.